AGGGUUUGAGUGAGAACCUGGUCCUUCCUCCUGGCUGAAGGCCCUUCUAGGGCUUGGUCUUCAGAGGUGGCCGCACCCAGCCCCGUUGAGGAAUCAUAGUGCACUGAAGUAGAACAGGGACUGCUUGGCAGAGGACACUGCCUGAGAAUGAGUCUGCUGAUGUUCAAUGACGAAAAUGUCGCCGAUGACAAAAGUGCAGAAAACUGCAACUUCCUGUUUUCACCACCGGAACUUAGUGGAAGAUUGCCUGUUCUCCGUCUGUCACAGAAAGAAAAUGUGCCACCCAAGAGCGUAGCCAAAGCUAUGAAGGUGACUUUUCAGACACCUCUGCGGGAUCCACAGACGCACAGGAUUUUAAGUCCUGGCGUGAGCAGCAAACUUGAGGCUUGUUUGGCUCUGGGGGACACCACUGGAUUAGAAAACGCUCAUCCAGUCUGGACCCAAAAAGAGAACCAACAGUUCCCGGGGGAAGUGGACACCACGGGGGCUGGUGGAAUUGCCCCGAAACCUGUGCUUGCUGAUGCCCACCCCCCUGCAGAGGACGUGACACCGGCCUCCGAAGACAGGCCUUCCAGCGGGCCCGCUUCCGCUCCCCAGUCCCUCCUGGACCCCUCCAGCUGUCCCCACACCCCGGCGAGUCUUGAAAAUCAGAUGGCAUCUCCACAAGGAACAUCUGACAGCCCUGAGCAAGUCGUGGAGGAAAACCUUGGUUCUUACUCCCUAGAAAAAGCCAUUACAUCCACCUGUGAAAUUCUAGAAGAUGCUCCCAGCAUCACAGCUGCAAACAGAACAGAGGACCCUCACAGAGCCGCAGGAGAAAGCUCAGAAGGACCCCUUGCUUCCUUGGCCAGAGCCCCUUUGCCGCCUGGUACUCACCCCAAAGCAGCCCUCGGAGAAGACCCCCUCGCAGACCUGCCUGGCGCCCUGGCCAGCCCUGAGGACACUUCUGGUCCUGAGAACACUGCCCUGGCCAGCCCUGAGGACACUUCUGGUCCUGAGAACACUGCCCUGGCCAGCCCUCUGAAGGCUGGAGGGGCCACAGCCCCAAGUCCUCAGAGGGAGGAGACCAGCGGCCACACAGCUGGCUCUCCGAGGAACGGGCCCAUAAGGCUAGAAUUUGACUUUUCUGAUGAUGCUGCCAGCAGAAGGCCAGGGCCACCAAGGAAACGGGGGAAGAGACCAGAGGCAAGGCCGGGAAAGGCCCCCGAGGAGGCAGACGAGGGUUCCAUUCCUCCUUCCCAGGGGUCUUACCACCUAGACUGGGACAAGCUGGAUGACCCAAACCCAUUCGGAGAUGGCGGAGAGGCUCGGCCCCCAGAAUGCCCCCAGGGCAGGCCAGAGGGACCUGGGGCUGCGGGGGAUUCACCUCUGAGCCAGCAGGUGCCUCCAGCCUCCGCAGAUAGCACACCUGUGAUGCAGACCACAGCAGGGACCUCGGGAACGGUGGGCGAGGAGGGAACCGUGACUUCUGCAGAGUCAGCUGCUGCUCCCCCCAGCAGUUCGGCCAGUGAGCCCACAGCCUCACCUGCUGACCCAGCACCCCCUGCUCUGCAGGGGCCAGAACCUGCCUCAGACCUGAGUGAGGAGCACUUCCGAGACCCAGCUGAGGUCCUAGGCACGGGGGCCGACGUGGACUACCUGGAGCAGUUCGGGACGUCCCUGUUUCAGGAGUCAGCCCUGAGGAAGCAGUCCUUAUACCUGAAGUUCGACCCGCUCCUGAAGGACAGUCCUCAGAGACCGGAGCCUGCGGCCCCCAAGACCAGCAGUACCCAGGAUGCCCACGCCCCUUCCUCGGGAAGCCCACCCGAGGCCACACUGGUGGACCUGGACUUCCUGGGAGCACCAGACCUUCCUGUGCCCGGUCCCCCUCCGUGUGUCUUCGGGCCUGGGGGCCCUAUCGUGGACAUGCUGCAGUACACCCAGAAGGACCUGGACGCAGCGGUGGAGGCAACACAGAAGGAGAACCUGCAGCUGAGGAGCCGGUGUGAGGAGCUGCACCAGAAAAACCUGGAGAUGGGGAAGGUCAUGGAUGGGUACGAGAGCUUCAUGUACCAGGCGAUGGAGGAGGCUCAGAAACAGCAGGAACUUGCCAAAGCCCAGAUCCAGAAGGUUCUGAAAGAAAAAGACCAGCUGACCGUGGAUUUGAGCUCCAUGGAAAAGUCCUUCUCUGAUCUCUUCAAGCGAUUUGAGAAGCAGAAGGAGGUGAUCGAAGGCUACCGCACGAAUGAAGAGUCCCUGAAGAAGUGCGUGGAGGACUACAUCGCCAGAGUCCAGAGGGAGGGCCAGAGAUACCAAGCGCUGAAGGCCCACGCGGAGGAGAAGCUGCGGCUGGCCAACGAGGAGAUUGCUCAGGUCCGGAGCAAGGCCCAGGCAGAGGCGCUGGCCUUCCAGGCGAGCCUGAGGAAGGAGCAGAUGCGUGUCCACUCGCUGGAGAAGGCCGUGGAGCAGAAGGCGAAAGAGAACGAUGAACUGACCAGAAUCUGUGACGACCUCAUUUCCAAGAUGGAGAAGAUCUGACCUGGGGUCGACCCUGCGCCCACCGCCUCCUGUCUGUCUGUCUGUCUGUUUGUUUGACUGUCUGUCUCUUAGAAGGUUUCAUGUGCUUUUUUCUCUUCUAACCUCAGCUAGUUUUAAAACAAGAUUGCUUUAGAAAUAAGACUAAAGUUUUAUUUCACUUUUGUGCUAAAGUUGGUUUCUUUUGAUUACAACCAAGCUUUUGCCAGGCUGGUGUGGUUCACUGGUUGAGCAUCGACCCCUGGACCAGGAGGUCACCAGUUUCAUUCCCGGUCAAGGCACUUGCCCAGGUUGU
Molossus molossus (Pallas's mastiff bat) is the source of this 2809-nucleotide messenger RNA. It is a transcript of the gene TACC3, whose product is annotated as transforming acidic coiled-coil containing protein 3. The record is from RefSeq and is a predicted model, not a curated record. Gene Ontology annotation, cellular component: cytoplasm. The transcript has 16 exons. The coding region runs from base 148 to 2517 and encodes 789 amino acids. NCBI's taxonomy places the organism in Eukaryota, Metazoa, Chordata, Mammalia, Chiroptera, Molossidae. Gene Ontology annotation, biological process: cerebral cortex development; cell population proliferation; mitotic spindle organization.